AUGACUUCUCGUGCAGAGGCUAGAUCGUCAAGGCGUCCGCGUCGUGCAACGACACAGCCAAUCAAUUAUUUCGCACCAAUUCCUGGGUUUGCGGGAUAUGAGUACGAUGAGGAAGAACAGGAAUCAUCAGCACCGGAACCAAUGAUCUAUGAACCGCCGCCACCUCAACUCCCAAGCCCAGCAACCAAACGAAGUAUCGAGAUUACUAGACCAAGGGUUUUGUAUCGAUCUCAGACCCGCUCCAUCAUUCGAGAGCCACUCAACCCAGUUUCUCCGGGCCAUGAGCCGUUGCUAGAAGACGACAAUGCAGAUACCGAACUACCUUAUAGCUCCGCGGAGAGGAGGAGGAAGAGCGGGGAGUUGCUCUCGCUAACGCCCAUUGGAGAGGAGGGUAUUAUUUUCCAUGUUGACUUCUCGAAGGGCGAGAUGUCAGCUGUCUAUUCGUUCCUUACCGGCCAAGUACCUCCAGAUGAUGAUAUACCUCUUCAGGACCAUCUCUUCAACGCCACACGCUUCUUAAAUACCGAGUCAAUGAACAGACGUGUCCGAAGGCUACGGGAGUUAAACGACGUCUUACCAUCUGGUUUUGAGCUGGGCGAUUUGUUUAUCCCAGUUUCAAUUGAGGGGGAUAUCCCCAAGAGCUUCCACAGAACUGUGAAGCGGAUUGGUAAAAUUUUUGGUCAUUCUGUUGAGAAGUAUCAAGCGGAGGGGUAUAGAAAGAUGGUUGAGAAAAUCGGCCAUGCCGCCAUCGCUGAUACCAUCCGGGAAUGCAAGGCCCUGUCAGGGUUAAAUUGGAGGAAUUCCCUUGCCAUCUCGACGUUUGUCGUAGAUGCGCAGGCAGGAAUGCUCUCUAGUAUACCUUCACGCCUUGCAGCCUAUCCGACCACAACCUUCUCACCUCAGGUGCACUCGGUGUGUUCUGAUAUACAUCUGCCCUCUGCCCUCUUGCGAUCUCGUGCGCUGGGGUAUACGCGCUAUAGAGGAAGGAACCCUGUCAAUGGUAGCCUACGAGAUAUAUAUUCUCAAAAAUGGGAGUUGUGGAAAACCUGGACUGGUGCCUCACACGACGUAAUGGCCUUAUCUUGGGCGCCGGACGGGACUCGGUUUGUUGCUGGCACUACUGCGCACUGUGAAGAAAACAACAUGCAGUACAACCGUAACAACAAUCUACUCUUAGGGGAUUUGGCCAUGGAGUCAAUCAAAGAACUACCUGACCACCGAAUUCCUCGUCCUCUAAUCACUACAGGAGAAUUCGCGAAUCAGAGCACGUUUAAUACCCUUGGUCCCAACCUAUACAUGACCAUCAGUGCAGUGCAGUGGUCCGGAGAUCGCUUGUUUACGGCCAGUUACGACAAGACCGUGAAGGUGUGGAAUCUCCAAUCUGAGCCAAAGCUAUGGGAGACUCAGCCAGAGUCAGACGAAUGCGAAUCUCAACCAAAGUUAAAUUGCACCCAUACUCUAUAUCACCCUGAGAAACUUGAAGUUAUGUCUGUCUCCAACUUACAGGGAAACCUUAUAGCCACUGGGUGCCAGGACGCUAAGCCAAUUCGAAUAUGGUCAGAACGAAAUGACACCUAUGAUUGCCUUCCAUUGAAAACCUUUUCGAAUUUAAUGCCAUCUUCAUUGGUUUGGGGCACAAACCCAUCAUGCGCUGAUUUGCUUGUGACGGGGUUAUCUCGCAAAGGCUUGAGAACAACCUUCUCGUCUACUAAAUGUGGCACACUGGUUCUCUGGCAAGUGGAAAAGCCGAAUGUCAGUGUUCUAGGCGAAUGGGAGAUGUCACAGCAUAUCAGUGAUAUCAAAUGGCAUCCCUCUCAGCCCAUUUUCAUGGUCGGAUGCUCAACACCUACGGCAAUAGUUAGAUUGGCUGAGACGCAUGACCGCUCAUUCCUUCGAUUCUAUGAUCCUGUAAGGUCGAAGCACGAGGUCAACUCCUUCCACUGCCCGGCACUCGAUAUAAAUGAGGUUACCUUUUGCCCGUUAGAUGAUAAUUAUGUCACCGCGAGCUGCACAGAUAACUUGACCUAUGUCUGGGAUCGCCGCAACCCAUCCCAUAUACUUCAUAAGCUUGGGCAUGGCAAACCUCUCAAUCAGUUAAGUGAAACGGUUCCACAGGAAGAGGAUGACACUGGUGUCUGUAUGGCAGUGUGGGGCGGGCCAAACUUCUAUACUGGGGGCUCUGAUGGAAUCGUCAAGUGCUGGGAUGUUAGGCGCUCCUCAAACGAGCUGGUUGUGGAUGAAAUUGCCACUUUCGGCCAUGGGAUAAUGUCCGGCGCCUUGUCUCCUGAUCAAACAAACAUGGUUGUCGGGGAUAGUAGCGGGUCAAUCCACAUCCUGUCAACUGCACCAUUUAGUCACAAAAAUGGCCAGAAUCUUGUUUAUGAGGAAGCACCAAUCGAUACGCGGAAUGGGGCAGAUUAUGAAAUAAGUGGUAUUCUAGAGUCGAAAAAGCUACUUGAAUCCGGACAGCUAACGAGACAUCCGACAUUCGGUGUUGGCCAAGGGGCUUGCUACGACGGCCCUUACGCAGGCUGGGCUAGACCAGCAGGUACCCAACCAGACGAUAUGUCAAUAACCCCUCUGGAACCGAAUAUUCAGGCUCUGCAGUUGGACGGUCCUCCUAUCAGUGAACGAAGUCUUCUCACCGAAGAACGCCAAAGCCUUGUUUUAAAACAUGUCACACUUGCAACGACCCGUAAUAAACGAAGCACAUCUACAAAAUCCCCUCGCAAGCGCGCUCAUCUUGAAACCCCGAGGAGAAUCUCUCAAAAACCCCGAGAUUCUCCUCGGGAAAUAAUCGACAUCAGUAGCGAUGAGAGCGAUGCUGUCAACCCGAAGCGCACUAGGAGACUGUCGUUACGGCAGCGCUCAAACGCAACCCCAAUGACGUCGUCACCAUCAAGAUCGAGGAAUUUUCAAGUAAAGUCUGAACCAAUGACGCCAUCACCAUCAAAACUACAGGGUUUAAGAAUGACAUCCAAAUCAAUUUCACCGCAAAAGUCAAUAUGUAUUGAUUUAACCGCCGAUACAUCGGAUGGUGACUUUUCUUCCUCGACUUCGGUCUCUUCCUUUGCAACUUGCGUCUCAGAUGUGAAGGGUCAUAUAACUAAGGACGACGACCUAGAUGAGGAGGAUUAUUGGUGGCCCUAUAGUGCGGAUGUUAUAGAGCUUGCCAACCAGUAG
This is a messenger RNA of Arthroderma uncinatum, 3183 nucleotides long. RefSeq names its product WD repeat protein. Gene Ontology annotation, biological process: regulation of actin cytoskeleton organization; TOR signaling. Lineage: Eukaryota; Fungi; Ascomycota; Eurotiomycetes; Onygenales; Arthrodermataceae. The transcript has a single exon. The coding region runs from base 1 to 3183 and encodes 1060 amino acids. Gene Ontology annotation, cellular component: TORC1 complex; TORC2 complex. Gene Ontology annotation, molecular function: protein binding. The record is from RefSeq and is a predicted model, not a curated record.